This is a messenger RNA of Echinops telfairi (small Madagascar hedgehog), 3564 nucleotides long. It is a transcript of the gene DPP9, whose product is annotated as dipeptidyl peptidase 9. The transcript is spliced from 18 exons. Gene Ontology annotation, biological process: proteolysis. Lineage: Eukaryota; Metazoa; Chordata; Mammalia; Afrosoricida; Tenrecidae. The coding region runs from base 47 to 2734 and encodes 895 amino acids. The record is from RefSeq and is a predicted model, not a curated record. Gene Ontology annotation, molecular function: serine-type peptidase activity; dipeptidyl-peptidase activity.
CCUUGCAGGCCCCUGCCCCCACCCCCUCGAGGCCGCUGGGUGGUUCAUGCGGAAGGUUAAGAAGCUGCGCCCCGACCACGAGGACACCGGACGUUGGAGGAGCUUUGCGCUGAAUUCCAACGGGGCGGCGAGGAUGGCCUCCGGGGAGUCGCCUGCAUCUGCUGUGUCAUCCUCCUCGACGGCUCCAUCAGCGGCGGGUUCAGAUCGGGCUGAGGAGGCGGCCGCGGUGGGGGAGCCAGGCACCUGCUUCCAGGUGCAGAAGCACUCAUGGGAGGGACUGCGGAGCAUCGUGCACGGCAGUCGCAAGUACUCAGGGCUCCUGGUCAACAAGGCGCCCCACGACUUCCGGUUUGUGCAGAAGACCGACGAGGCCGGGCCCCACUCGCACCGCCUGUACUACCUAGGAAUGCCUUACGGCAGCCGGGAGAACUCCCUGCUCUACUCGGAGAUCCCCAGGAAGGUCCGGAAGGAGUCCCUGCUGCUGCUGUCAUGGAAGCAGAUGCUUGAUCACUUCCAGGCCACGCCCCACCACGGCGUCUACUCUCGGGAGGAGGAGCUCCUGCGUGAGCGGAAGCGGCUGGGAGUCUUCGGCAUCACCUCGUACGACUUCCACAGCGAGAGCGGCCUCUUCCUCUUCCAGGCCUGCAACAGCCUCUUCCACUGCCGAGACGGGGGCCGAGACGGCUUCAUGGUGUCCCCCAUGAAGCCCCUGGAGAUCAAGACCCAGUGUUCAGGUCCCCGGAUGGACCCCAAAAUCUGCCCGGCGGACCCCGCCUUUUUCUCCUUCAUCAACAACAACGACCUGUGGGUAGCCAACCUGGACACUGGCGAGGAGAGGCGCCUGACCUUCUGCCACAGAGGUCUCUCCAAUGUCCUCGAUGACCCCAAGUCGGCCGGGGUGGCCACUUUUGUCAUCCAAGAGGAAUUCGACCGGUUCACUGGGUACUGGUGGUGCCCCACAGCCUCCUGGGAAGGGUCAGAAGGCCUCAAGACGCUCCGCAUCUUGUACGAGGAAGUGGAUGAGGCCGAGGUGGAGGUCAUCCACGUCCCUUCCCCUGCCCUGGAAGAGAGGAAGACGGAUUCCUAUCGCUACCCCAGGACCGGCAGCAAGAACCCCAGGAUUGCCCUGAAGCUGGCAGAAUUUCAGACGGACGGCCAGGGAAAGGUCGUCUCUGCCCAGGAGAAGCAGCUGGUGCAGCCCUUCAGCUCGCUCUUCCCCAAGGCCGAGUACAUCGCCAGGGCCGGCUGGACGCGGGAUGGCACCUAUGCCUGGGCCAUGCUCCUGGACCGGGCCCAGCAGCGCCUGCAGCUGGUCCUCCUGCCCCCGGCCCUGUUUGUCCCUGCCACUGAGAACCAGGAGCAGCAGGCAGCCUUCGCCAGGGCCGUCCCCCAGCACGUCCGGCCCUACGUGAUCUACGAGGAGAUCACCGACGUGUGGAUCAACGUGCACGACAUCUUCUACCCGUUCCCCCAGGCCCCGGGCUCGCAGGAGCUCUGCUUCAUCCGUGCCAACGAGUGCAAGACGGGCUUCUGCCACCUGUACCGGGUCAGCGUGCGGAUGGAGCCACGCAGCUACGACUGGGCCCAGCCCCUGCAGCCUGCGGAAGAUGAGUUCAAAUGUGCCGUCAAGGAGGAGGUUGCCCUGACCAGCGGCGAGUGGGAGGUCUUAGCCCGGCACGGCUCCAAGAUCUGGGUCAACGAGGAGACGAAGCUGGUAUACUUCCAGGCCACCAAGGACACGCCGCUGGAGCACCACCUCUACGUGGUCAGCUACGCGGCUGCUGGCGAGAUUGUGCGCCUCACCACACCCGGCUUCUCCCACAGCUGCUCCAUGAGCCAGCACUUCGACAUGUUUGUCAGCCACUACAGCAGUGUGAGCACCCCGCCGUGCGUGCACGUGUACAAGCUGGGCGGGCCCGACGAUGACCCCCUGCACAAGCAGCCGCGCUUCUGGGCCAGCAUGAUGGAGGCGGCCAGCUGCCCCCCGGACUACGUGCCUCCCGAGAUCUUCCAGUUCCGCACGCCCGCUGAUGUGCCGCUCUACGGCAUGGUCUACAAGCCUCACUCUGUGCAGCCUGGCAGGAAGCACCCCACUGUCUUAUUCGUGUAUGGGGGCCCCCAGGUGGGUGCGCGUCCACUCAGGCUGGGGCUCGGGGCCGGGGUGGGCGGCCAUGGCGGUGUGCCCAGAGGAGGUGCCGGAGCCGUGCGGCCUUGUCCUCAGGGCCAGGUGGAGAUCGAGGACCAGGUGGAGGGCCUGAAGUUCGUGGCUGAGAAGUACGGCUUUGUUGACCUCAGUCGCGUCGCCAUCCAUGGCUGGUCUUACGGGGGCUUCCUCUCACUGAUGGGGCUGAUCCACAGGCCGCAGGUGUUCAAGGUGGGUCCCGCCCAGAUGGGCCUCAGCCACGUGCUGCCUCCUAGCCCCUCGGAGUCCACCUGUCCACGGGGAGUGAGGGCAGGAGCAGACAGCAGGGAGCCCUGCCUGGUGACCCCGACCCGCCACCCCGACCCUCUCCCCAUCCUGCCUUCCAGGCCCAACCGCCUGCUCAUCCUCCACGGCUUCCUGGACGAGAACGUGCACUUCUUCCACACCAACUUCCUUGUCUCCCAGCUCAUCCGGGCAGGGAAGCCCUACCAGCUCCAGAUCUACCCCAAUGAGAGACACAGUAUCCGCUGCCCCGAGUCUGGCGAGCACUAUGAGAUCACACUGCUGCACUUUCUACAAGAGUACCUCUGAGCCCACCUGCCUGGCGCGACCGCCCGACUCAGAAGAGCACAAGUGGCUUUGCCACCACGGGAGCCGCCCCAUCCAAGAGCAGGCGCCUGGCACUGGCUGUUAGUGCCCCUGGAUGCUGGGGUUGCUGUUGCCUGCUGCUGCUGCUUCCUUGCCCGGGCAAAGGCCCAUGCCCCAGAGGCACCUUCCCCUGCCGUCCCCUCCGCUCCCCGAGUUCUGGAAGGACCCUGGAGAGGACAGGCGACCAGAAGACAAUGGGGAGAUGCCCAAGUCCCCCACUGCCAGCCCUAGCGCCCUGGUCCCUGAGCUCCAGCAGCAGCCCCUGCCAGCACUGGGCGGCCUCAGCCCCACCCCCACUGCAGGUCGGCGUUUUGUCAGGGAGGCUUUUUUUUCAUAGUUAUUUAAAAGACAAAACAGCAAGGGAUGCCCCAGGAACUCCACCUCUUCCAGAGUGCGGAGUGACCACAAGCAGCCAUCAGGGCCAGGGGUCAGGGUGUCUCCACGCCCUCCCCUCGGGCAGCGCUGACUGGGCUGGUGGCCUGAGCCCUGCAGAGCUUUUUGGGAAAUGGCUGUGCCUCCCCUCCCCAGCCCCGCCCUCCUGUGUAUGAUUCUGGGGCUGGGCAUGGCCACCACCCCCCACCUCAGGGUUAUCCUUCCCUCUCCCCCCGCCCUCCCUGCUGAGAGAUCUGCUGGGGGUGGGCCCAGAAAAGGGAGAGAAACAACCCAGAAACGAACCACCUCUACAGAUUAUGGAAAGAAAAUAUUUUUGUCGAUUCCUAUUCUUUUAUAAUUAUGUGUGUAAGAAGUAGACUCAUUAAAAGAUUCCAAAUGGA